Corvus hawaiiensis (hawaiian crow) is the source of this 7869-nucleotide messenger RNA. RefSeq names its product kelch like family member 24 (gene KLHL24). The coding region runs from base 158 to 1960 and encodes 600 amino acids. The record is from RefSeq and is a predicted model, not a curated record. The transcript has 7 exons. Gene Ontology annotation, molecular function: protein binding. NCBI's taxonomy places the organism in Eukaryota, Metazoa, Chordata, Aves, Passeriformes, Corvidae.
CACGCCAGGCGAGCGCCGGUGCUGGCAGCGGUGGGCACGGGCCGGACGUCACCUCCACUGGCAGCCGCAGAAGCCCAACACAGCCUCAGACCGUUACACUGAGAAGGAGAACCUCUGCGAAUUUUUCUCAAUGACUCUAUAGCCAACUGAUGUAACAAUGGUACUAAUAUUGGGACGCAGACUGAAUAGAGAGGAUAGUGGGAUACGAGAUUCCCCUGCAACCAAGCGGAAAGUUUUUGAAAUGGACCCAAAAUCGUUGUCAGGCCCUGAGUUUUUCGACUUCUCCUCGGGAUCAUCCCACGCAGAAAGCAUUCUCCAGAUCUUCAAUGAAUUCCGAGACAGCCGGCUGUUCACAGAUGUCAUCAUCUGUGUGGAGGGCCGGGAGUUUCCCUGCCACCGUGCCGUCCUCUCGGCCUGCAGCAGCUACUUCAGAGCCAUGUUCUGCAACGACCACAGGGAGAGCAGAGAGAUGCUGGUGGAGAUCAAUGGCAUUUUUGCCGAAGCCAUGGAUUGCUUUUUACAGUACGUGUACACAGGCAAGGUGAAAAUCACGACGGAGAACGUGCAGUAUCUCUUUGAAACAUCGAGUCUCUUCCAGAUCAGCGUUCUGCGCGAUGCCUGCGCCAAGUUCCUGGAGGAGCAGCUGGAUCCUUGCAAUUGCCUGGGCAUCCAGCGCUUCGCAGAUACGCACUCGCUCAAGACACUGUUCACCAAGUGCAGGAAUUUCGCGCUGCAGACGUUUGAGGAUGUGUCCCAGCACGAAGAAUUCCUAGAACUGGGGAAGGACGAGCUUAUUGAUUACAUUUGCAGUGACGAGCUGGUGAUCAGUAAGGAGGAGAUGGUGUUCGAGGCCGUGAUGCGCUGGGUGUACCGCGCGGUCGAGCUGCGCCGGCCGGUGCUCCACGAACUCUUGACGCAUGUCAGGCUCCCGCUCUUGCACCCCAACUACUUUGUUCAGACUGUGGAGGUGGACCAGCUGAUUCAGAAUUCCCCAGAGUGCUAUCAGCUGCUGCACGAAGCCAGGCGAUACCAUAUCCUUGGAAACGAGAUGAUGUCUCCCAGAACUAGGCCACGCAGAUCAACUGGUUAUUCUGAGGUGAUAGUUGUUGUUGGAGGAUGUGAACGAGUUGGAGGGUUUAAUUUGCCAUACACGGAGUGCUAUGAUCCUGUGACAGGAGAGUGGAAGUCACUGGCAAAACUUCCAGAGUUUACCAAGUCUGAGUAUGCGGUGUGUGCUCUGCGGAAUGAUAUUCUUGUUUCAGGUGGAAGAAUCAAUAGCCGGGAUGUAUGGAUUUAUAACUCUCAACUUAACAUUUGGAUCAGAGUUGCCUCCUUAAAUAAAGGCAGAUGGAGACAUAAAAUGGCUGUUCUUCUGGGUAAAGUGUAUGUGGUCGGAGGAUACGAUGGGCAGAACCGCCUGAGCAGUGUAGAGUGCUACGACUCGUUCUCCAAUCGCUGGACCGAGGUGGCUCCCCUAAAGGAGGCUGUGAGCUCCCCAGCUGUCACCAGCUGUGUUGGCAAACUCUUUGUCAUUGGAGGUGGCCCUGAUGACAACACCUGUUCUGACAAGGUUCAGUCGUAUGAUCCUGAUACCAAUUCCUGGUUGCUCCGUGCAACCAUCCCCAUUGCCAAGAGAUGUAUCACGGCUGUGUCCCUGAACAACCUGAUCUACGUUGCUGGUGGGCUCACCAAAGCCAUUUACUGCUAUGACCCGAUCGAGGACUACUGGAUGCAUGUACAGAACACAUUCAGCAGACAGGAGAAUUGUGGCAUGUCUGUGUGUAAUGGAAAAAUCUAUAUCCUUGGUGGAAGACGGGAAAAUGGUGAAGCCACAGACACUAUUCUUUGUUAUGACCCUGCAACGGGCAUUAUCACAGGAGUAGCAGCCAUGCCCAGGCCAGUAUCGUAUCAUGGCUGUGUGACCAUUCAUAGAUAUAAUGAAAAAGGCUUUAAACUGUAAUUUUUUUUUUUCUUGAAAAAAGAAGAAGAAUGAAUCCGGUGGUCUGCUGCAAGACAGGCUUUUUAAAGAUUCCUGAAGUGGGAAUUCCCUGCCUAAGUGUCGUAUGAAAAUUAUAUCCUGUGCCUUUAGAAGAAGGGUUAAUUUAACUUACCAAACAAGUCUACAAACCUAUCCAGUAACCAGAGUUCAGUUAUAUCUGCUGUGGGCUCUGAUAUGAGAGCAGUACGUUGUACUGGUGGUCGGAAAGUUUGCCCUGUGUGUGAUUAGUAAUUAAAAUCUUGAAAAGCUUUUUGGGGAAAGUGCCUUCAGCAUUUGUGCCUGUGUCUUAAAAGCAAUAUCUGCAAGGUGUUUCCAGUUCUGCUAAAUGGGAAAAAUAAUAUCGGCAAGUAAAUCCCAAAGAAUCAUCUAGGAUAAUUAUCUGCAAUUUAAAAAGCUCAAUUCUAAUUCAUAUGCAUCGUUCUUACAAGUGGAUUACUUGGCAUAACCAAGUAGAUUUUUUGUCAGGUCACGCAUGGGUUGGAAUUUAAAAAAAAAAAACAAAAAACAAACAAAAACCCACCAAAAAACCAAACCAAAACACCAACAAAACAAGCUACAUUGGACAAAUACGAGAAUCUUUGAGGAAUGCUUUCUUCUGAAGGAGAAACUGGUGGUUUGGUGAACCACUACAACAGUCUGCAAUGAUGGUAAUGUACCUUAACCCUGUGGAACUUAUUCAGAGUGUUGAUAAAUAUCCAGCAAAGAAGUACAAGGCUACAUGACAUGGAAAACCAGUGGGUUCAGGCAUGCAUCUGUGAGGCAAAGUUUGAAUCCCAGUUUUUACCUUUUUGAAUAGUAUGGGUGAAGGCUGAAAAUUACUGGGUUCACUCUUUGCUCACUGCAAUGUCUAAACUAUUUAAGAAAUAAAGGAUGUUGAACUCUGGAUUCUCCCAGUUUUCUGAAUCACAUUAUAAAUUACCUGAUGACAGAGGUGGGGACUUGCCUUUGUGCCCUACAGCUAUAAAUUAGUAUUUUGGCCAUCUCAUCUGCAGAGAUGGCAGAGUAUCCACCAAGUAUUUCUUGGCCUUUCUUCAGACAAUCACUUACUGUAGCACAGUUAAACCACUGUAUAAACUGCUUGGCCACAGAUAAAGAAGUUCUGGAAAGGUCCCUCCUUUUACCAGAAAAAUAUCUGUGGACCUGUCCAUGUAGCCAUAUGACAUGUUUUGGAAAAUUUUGAAGCCUAGGAAGCACCUGUAUUUUGAUGCACCACCAUUAUUGGGUUGGGUUUUUUUCAGUAAAGGUAUUUCUUUAUGUCCUCCCUAGAUUUCUGUACUAGGACUCCUUAUUUCCAGUACACAGUUGUACAGUUGAGGCACAAAGUUCAUAAAAACUGAAAUAGCACUUGAGAGUUGGAAAAUGAAUAUCGUCUGUGUACCAAUUUCCUGUAAAUCACCAAAAACCUCAGGAACUGCCUUUCAAAGGAAUUCUGAGGACAGCAGCCAGUAGGGAAGUUGGUCAGUGCCAGGGCAGAAAAACCCCAUGAAACCCCUGCAGAGCCAGCCCUGGCCUCGGGGUUUUGGUCUCUGUGCUUGCUCAGGAGGGUGAAAACAAGCACCAUCUCUGGAACGUUGUUUGUUCCACUGCACUUUCCUCAUCUGUUUUCCCAGAGUAUUUCUUCAUGAGAUGGAAAUUCUGACCCUCAGUGAAGCUAUGCCAAACUGGGAGUCACCAUUUUCAGUAACAUGGUCAUGACUUUUAAAGAGCACUGGGAGCUGCACUUUGGGAUGCAUUAACUUGUAACCUCAGGAAAGGACACAAAUUUAAUUUCUGGCUGAAUACCAAACACUGUUUUGGAUAUGGUAAGAAUACUGAUAAAAUACAAAUCAUUGCAUAUCAGUGAUGUAAUCAGGAGGUCAAUCCCUGAGCAUGUACAUUCACAUUGCCCUAAAAAGAAAAUCCUUUGGUGUAAUGUAAGACAAAUGAAUCAGAUAAAUUAAUCCUUUUCUAAGUUUCAUCUGCUUCUGCUCACCAAGUUUUACUUUGGAAUGGCAAUUUCAGUACCUGUAAAUAAGGUCUGUUGAUUGCAAUGGUAAUUGCCCUGUAACUGAUUUUUAUGUACUAACAGUGUAUAUAGCUUGUGCCAUCAUUGUAAAUGAAAAUGUCAAAGACUAUAGGAGCACUUAAUUAGAGAUGCAAUUUGAAAAAUAUCCUCCUUUCCUUUGAUUUCCUCUUGUUUGUAUUCAGACUUGUAAUGUUGUCAUGCUAUACUGUUUUUAAACAGUCCUUAUUCUGUAGGUGUAGAACAGUGUCAUUUAAUCUCUGUUUAUAAUACUGCACUACUCUGUAAAUAACAAGAUACUGCUUUCCAUGGUUUUGAAGAUUCAUUUUAUAGUUUAGUUGUCUUUUCUUAACAAUUUAUGUACUGUUACUGUUACAUAUUUUUGAAAAUGAUAGUGUUUAAUGAACCAGUAAAUGCAGAAGUGUAGAUGCAGAGAACUUCUGCUUACAGUUCUUGAGAACUUUUAUCAAAGCUGAACAGUUACAGGUGUGGAGCACUGCUAAAUGUCAGUUACUUAUGCAAUGAUUUCCUUAAAAUGGGCAGUGAGUUUUUCUUCUUGCUUGUUAACUCUGUAAAUAAUUUGCACUUGUGGCCUGCUCUGUAACGACAAUUAUUUUUAGAUGUACUAGAAAAGAAAAAUUUGACCUUGAUUUAAUGAAAAUGUACCAUUUUUCUAGAAGGAUGCAUUAAUUUGGAAGUUGCAUUCCUGAGCCACUUGUUCUCCAAUGCAUUUCACUUAGAUAUAGAUGAAUUCCAAGAUUUAAACUCUCACUCUUAUGCAUAUCUAGAUGCUUGCAGUUUAUGGGCUUGAGCAGCAAGUUGGUUUUAGUUUUUUCCUUUGUCUCAGCUAGGAGAGAAAAUUAUUAAUGUCAUCUACUAUAAUAAAAAUAUUUCUAUCAUAAAUGGUAGUAGGUUUGGUAGCUCUAGAGCACCGGCACAAAGAUGUAACUUCAGUCCAACCAUACAUACGAGGGCUCAAGCAUCUCCAAGUCACACCUGAAAAAUAAAUUCUAAGGGUUGUCUUUACUCCACUAAACAAAAAUGCGUAAAUAUUUUUCUUCUCUGUUUUGAUGUGCACUUCUGUUCUUAGCAGUGUGAUGUUAAUUGAAAAGACAGUUGAUGCUUUCUUGCAGCCAGGCGUCUGGAAGGUUCUGAAUCACUUACUGAUCACUGCACCACAUGCAGCCUCUAGCCCUUGGCUUCUGGCUGAAGCAUUCCCCUUCUACAGCCAUCAGCCAGUGGUACAUUGCCUGGUAGUCAUGUAGCUGUACCUGUAGGCUCCCUCCUUGGUAAUGGUUAAGUAGGCAUAAUUUGUAAAAUCUCUUCCAUGUGUACCGUCAGAUAAAUCAUUUUAUACUGUGUGUCUGGUAUGCAUUUGGGAGAUUGGGCACUGUCCUUUCCCCUCCAGCACCAAGGGGUCCAGACGGUUAUUUUUUCUUUUAACUGGCACCACUGCAGUUCUCAUCAAAGAUUGCUUUGUUUGUACUCUCUUGAAGCAGAGAUACUAAAGCAGAUUAUGUUGAUACAGACCCUUAUCAUAAUUUACUGAAGCUUUUAAAAUAGUAUUUUUAACAUUGCAAAGUUUUGAGAGAGGCUGAUGAUGGAGGAAGAGGAAAUGCUCACCUCAACAGAGAUUCAGAGGAAGCUUUGGUCACCUGUGCUUGAGAGGAAGGAUGCUACUGCCUGUUCAGUUUCUUCCUCAAAAUAGUUGAGUUCACCUCAUUAUCUUAGGUAAACACUUUAUUUAUCCUGUUUUUCUUUGACUUGCUGCAAGGACAGAACAAGAAGCAGGCCCACUCACUGCCUGUGACGUGAUGUUUCCCCUUGCCCGAGGCACAGUGGGGUGCUGGUCAGCAGAGCCCGAGCUUAGUCCGCCUCCAAAGAGCAGAGACAGGAGAAACGCAUUGGAGUGGGCUCAGAGAUGGCAGGAGGAGACCCUGUGUGUUUGGGGGUUGUAGUUUGGCUGGGCUUGCUGAAACCAAGGUGUUCUGGAUGCUCGUAAGUUUGCAAUUCCAGAUGCUGAAACUCAGGUGGUAAAAAUGUUUCAUAUUUGUAAAUUCACUGAACUCAGCUGGAGCAAUAAAGAUACAGAUAUGCUUAUGGCCUGCUAGCAGCAAUACUCAGGAAAGCCAGGGGUUCAUUUUUCUGAAUCGCCCAACUAGACAAGUAGAUGUGAGGUUCUUUUUUACCACUGAAGAUGGCAAAAACCAAUUCAAGAGCAUUAAGAAACUCACAAGGCUUGAUGACUGUGAGGCACAAUGAAUAUUUUCAUCUGAAUGUAGUCUCAUGUACACAAGAAAUUACAAAUGAAAUUAUUUGUUGUGCCUGGUUAAAAAAAAUCUGAGCACCGUAUACUCAGAAAAGGAGCCUACAGGGUAAGAUGAACUUUCUAAGCAGAAACCUGCUCUCUGGAUGAGGGCCAAGCAGUGUUUUGGGUUUUGUAAAAUUUGUUUAACACACAAGUUUCCUCAGUAUGGAAUUAUUUCAGAUGGCAUUAAUUAAAAUGGAUCGUGAUUGUGUCAGUGCUGUGAGCAUUGCCACAAACCAGCAGCCUCCCACCAAGCCCCAACCAGCUGUGACUCCAUGUUCUCUGCAUGCUGCCUCUGUGUCAGCCCUCUUUAAGCAGCAUUACACUUAAGUUCAUGAUAACAUCACUGUCUAAGAACUGUAAGCUAUUUACAGGAAUAUUUCUUUUUUUCUACUGUAGAGAUCCAGUCUAUGCUUAUAUGUUUAUGUGCACAUCUGUAUGUGAAUAAUUUUGUGAUCACUUUCUCAUAGUGCUGUUACAAGUGAUGCACAUAAAGGCCCUGUGUACAGCUUUUUAGUAAUUAGGGCUUAGUUUGUAUUAUUAGCUCCAAAGAAAAUAAUGUGUGUUAAUUUUGAAAAUACCCGUGCCUUGAAUUCACCUGUAUUUUUAUCUAUUGUGAAAAAGAGCUUGGAUUACUCCUCCCAGUUUGUUACCUUCAUUAUGACUUGUCUUACUGUCCAGACUGUUAAAUGUCCUCGUAGGAGAAAUAAAUAUUGCCAUUCAUUAAUUAGAACAGUUAAACUUCUUGUUUAGAAUAUGCAUAGAAUGCUUCCAUUAUUGCAGUGCUAUGGCAGAUUUAAUCUAGGGAAAUCAGUAUUUGUUUUUUUCUAUUUUUUGUUUCCAGCACACCUCAGUGACAAAGGACUGAGUUUAGUCUUUGACUUCCUGUCCUUAACAUGUACAGUUUCUUGUAUUAGUCAGUAGCCUCUGUGAUAUUUCUGAACUCUCUGAAGUCAUCAACCUCUUGUUCAAGAUACAAAAUAAGAAGCAAUAAUGUGGUGCAGCAUGGCAAUAAGCAAAUCAAGAGACUUGAAUGUAAUGUACUGUUUCAUCUGUGUAAAUGCUGGACCUAUGAGUCGUUCUCCUUUUGGUGCACCUGUAGCACUUUGGAGUCGGAUUAAUAGGAACUACUUGCCCAUGGAAAGAGAGUUUACCUCCUGAACUAUUACUCAUACAAUAUUUUCACAUGAAACCAUAUUUGGAUUUUCCUGUUUUUGCUGAGGAAAACAGCAGUUCUUGUUAUUCCUUGCCAGUUCCUUUAUCUACUGAAACAUAAAAGCUGUAGUUCCACAGAGAGCUGAUCUUGCCCUCAAGAACAGCCUGGUGCAGCACAAAUGACAUUUGAACAGGAAAGCUCAGACCACUUACUGUGUGCCAGAGUCAAUGUAACGGAGCUCGCAUAUAACAUUAAGGUCUUCAGAUUGUGCUGACAGUAGAAAAGUGAUUUUGUAAUGUAGCACAAUUGCAGUAACACCUGUUAUAUUUAAAUAUACUUCUUGCAUAAUUCUUUGAAAGUUUUUUAAAGUUCAGUGUAUCUAAUAAACAUUUGCCUUUUGAAUA